Messenger RNA from Lytechinus variegatus (green sea urchin), 454 nucleotides. RefSeq lists its product as uncharacterized. NCBI's taxonomy places the organism in Eukaryota, Metazoa, Echinodermata, Echinoidea, Temnopleuroida, Toxopneustidae. The record is from RefSeq and is a predicted model, not a curated record. The transcript is spliced from 3 exons. Bases 13 to 384 code for a protein of 123 amino acids.
AGUCAGCCAGUGAUGCAAAACCAUUCCACACCCAAAUCAACAACUUCAUCCAACUGUGAUUCAACAAACUUGCCAGCUUCCAGUGGCAAUACAUCCACAUUUGAUGUCAGAGCUAUCCUGAUUGACUCUUUUAACGGAGAGAACUUCGUGAAGGAAAUGGAUAAUGGAAUGCUUUCUGUACAAUCUCGCAAAAAGGUUGUGCGAAUCCUGGUGUCUUGGUUAAUACAAGAAUUUACAAGCAAGCCACCUACAGAUGUCAAGGUCGCUCUAGCCAAGGCGGUGGUGUCGCAAUUUCCCAAGCUAAAGGACCUUGAAGGAGUAGGUCAUGUGAGUAAAAUAUGUAUUUAUGCAUUUUAUAAAAUUAAACGAUGUAGAUCUACAUAGAAAUAACGAUGGAUUUGUAUUCUUUGCACAAUUCUUGAGGUAUGUGCAAAAUUUUGUGGCAAUCGGUCAG